This is a messenger RNA of Prunus mume (Japanese apricot), 1227 nucleotides long. Lineage: Eukaryota; Viridiplantae; Streptophyta; Magnoliopsida; Rosales; Rosaceae. The record is from RefSeq and is a predicted model, not a curated record.
AUGGGAGUGAAACCCUCACUAGCUCCAAACAAUCCAGCUUUGAUUGCUAGCCAGCAAUGUCUUGUGUUCCAUGCAUGUCUCACAAGAUCAAGGAACAAUAAGAAUACUAGUAGCAGUCAAGUGUCAGAUCAAUGGGCAAGUAUUCCCCUUCUCUUUUUGAUUCUGGAUAAGUUGUGGGAAACCUCUGACCAUAUUCGGGUUGCUGGCGUUUGCAAGCAAUGGCGUGUUGCUGCGAAAGAAUACAAUCGCAUAACGCAACGUUGGCGUGAACUUCCUCUUCCCAUGCUUCUGAUUCCAACAGCAUUUGGAGGAAAGCUAGAAAUGUACAGCUUUCCUGGAGGAAAAAUCUCCGACAUUGAGUUAUCAUUGCCUUGUAAUACGAUUAGUAUGUGCCAUGGCCAUGGCUGGUUAGCCACAAUGGAUGUACCAGAGCCUAUUUUGUUCGCGCACCCAAAAACUCCGACUGUAAUAACUCUGGUGAACCCUUUCAGAAAAGCAGCGGUGCCCAUUCAUCUUCAUCACUUGAGUUUCAGUUACCAGCAUAUGUAUGAAGUCGUCCGAAAGUACUCCCCCGAGGUCUUAUUCCCGAAGGUUAUCUUAUCUGAGGAUCCCACAUUGAAUCCAGACAGUUAUAUGGUUGCAGUACUUCACAAACAUGAACCUGAGUUGGCUUUCAACAAAGGAGGAAGAAAAGAUUGGAUUUGCACCGGGGAAAUUACACGGGGCUUGCUUAUGGAUGUUAUAUGUCAUAAAAGUCAAGUCUUUGCAGUUGCAGAGUCGGGAGACAUUUUUUCCAUUAAUAUCAGUUGGAAGCGAAGAAAAGCAACGAUUCUUACCUUGCAAGAAUGUCCAUUCGCAGGUUUCGCUUAUAAAGCUUAUCUGGUGGAAUCAACUAAGGGAGACUUGUUGCAUGUUCGAAGAUUGGAUAAGGAAGAGGGAUUCAUGGUUUACAAGUUGGUGUUCAAUGGGAGGGAUGGAUCUGUGCAGCAUGUUGAAUUGAGAAGUCUUGGAGAUGAGGUUAUGUUUCUGAGUGACAAUUGUGGUAUCUCAGUUUUGGCUUCAAACUUUCCUCAGUGCCAACGCAAUUCCAUAUAUUACGUAGAUCAUUGUGCAAAGAAUAAAAUAGGCCGUUUCAAUUUAGAGGAUGAAACUAUUACAGGAUAUGACUACUCUUUGUCCAUGCCCAAAGCUCUUUGGAUUGCGCACCUGUUUACUGGGCUCUGCUAG